Molecule: messenger RNA, 2714 nt
Organism: Mustela erminea (ermine)
Lineage: Eukaryota; Metazoa; Chordata; Mammalia; Carnivora; Mustelidae
Gene: GATB
Product: glutamyl-tRNA amidotransferase subunit B
Exons: 14
Coding region: 38-1777 (579 amino acids)
Biological process (GO): mitochondrial translation; glutaminyl-tRNAGln biosynthesis via transamidation
Molecular function (GO): glutaminyl-tRNA synthase (glutamine-hydrolyzing) activity
Source: RefSeq, a predicted model, not a curated record
GGAGACUGUAUCACCUGACCAGGAGCCAGGAGGGGCAAUGGCGGCGCCCAUGCUGCGCUGGUGGUGUCUUGGAAGGCGUUGGCUUUUAGCCUGCAUUGACGGCGGUUCUCGCCACGGAAGAGGGGCUGCAAUUGGGUUCACGUCCAGCAGGAAAGGGGGACAGACCUCCGUGGCUCAGCAGCCCCUCAUCACCUCCCAGAAGUCAAGAAAAGGUGAACAUGAAUGGGCAGCUGUGGUAGGUUUGGAAAUUCAUGCCCAGAUCUCUUCCAAUUCUAAACUCUUCUCUGGAUCUCGAGUCCACUUUGCAGCACCUCCAAAUUCUUUGGUAUCUUUCUUUGAUGCAUCUCUGCCUGGAACUCUGCCGGUUCUCAACAGGAGGUGCGUAGAAGCGGCCGUGAUGACAGGCCUGGCACUGAACUGCCGCAUCAACAAGAAGUCCUUGUUUGACAGGAAGCACUACUUCUAUGCAGACCUCCCUGCGGGCUACCAGAUUACCCAGCAGAGGCUCCCGAUUGCUGUGAAUGGGAGCUUAGCGUACAGUGUGUGUGUGGGGAAGAAGCCGAGUCGGGUGAUCACCAAGACUGUGAGGAUCAAGCAGAUCCAGCUGGAGCAAGACAGUGGCAAAAGCCUCCAUGAUGAGCUGCGGUCUCAGACGCUCAUCGAUUUGAACAGGGCAGGAGUUGGACUUCUGGAAGUGGUGCUGGAGCCGGACAUGUCCUGUGGAGAAGAGGCUGCAACAGCCGUCAGGGAGCUGCAACUGAUACUUCAGGCCCUGGGGACCAGCCAGGCAAAUAUGGCAGAGGGCCAGUUGAGAGUGGAUGCCAAUGUAUCUGUGCACCAUCCUGGAGAGCCUCUGGGGGUUCGAACCGAAGUGAAGAAUCUCAGCAGUGCCAAGUUCUUGGCCAAAGCAAUAGACUCUGAAAUUGAGAGACAAAUCCAUGAACUUGAGAAUGGACGUGAAAUUCUGAAUGAAACACGCUCGUUUGACUACAAGCUGGGGUGCACCAUGCCAAUGAGAGACAAAGAAGGAAAACAAGACUACAGGUUUAUGCCCGAACCCAACCUGCCUCCCCUGCUGCUCUUUGACACCGAGUCUCUGCCUCCAGGCGUGGACCCACAGCAAGUGAUCAACAUUGACUGGAUUCGGGAGCAACUCCCUGAGCUCCCCAGUGAGACCCGGGAGAGGCUCAUUCAACAGUAUGGCAUUUUGCCAGAACACAGCUUUGCCUUACUGAAUGAAGUUGGCCUACUGGAGUUCUUCCAAAAUGUGAUAAAAGAAACUAGGGCAGAGCCAAAAAAAGUAACUAGUUGGGUCCUCAACAUUUUUCUGGGUUUUUUAAAGCAACAGAACCUUGCUGUCAAUGAGAGUCCCGUGACACCUUCCGCACUGGCUGAGCUACUCAACCUGCUGGACCGAAAAGCCAUCUCUUCCACAGCAGCUAAACAGGUGUUUGAGGAACUGUGGCGCAGUGAAGGGAAGACUCCCUCACAGAUUGUUUCAGAAAAGCAGCUUGAACUGAUGCAGGAUCAAGAGGCGCUGGAACAGGCCUGCCACACUGUGAUGGAGGGGCACCCUCAAGUGAAUAAUAUCCACCCACCUAUCAGCUUGCCGGGGACACUAACAGCUCUGAAAAGAGCUCUCGAUAAGGUAAUGGACGUGAAGAGGGGGAACCCCAGAGCUAUAAACAAACUGAUUGGGUUGGUCCGAAAAGCAACUCUCAGCCGAGCAGACCCAACUGCGAUAAAGGAGAUCCUGGAGAGGAAGCUGUCGCCAUGAGCCGUCCCAGGUCCCUCUGUGCCCGAGGGAGAGCAGGGCGACCGUGACUGAGAACCGGAGCCCAUGACACGUGCCAUCCAGUGGCUGGACAUGCCGGUGCCUCCCACGCCCCAGCCACGGACUGCCACCUGCACAGACAGCCCGGCUGCUCUUGGACAUCAGACUGGUUCCAGCUGCGUUGGUGGUAAAGAAACAGCACAUUUGUAGUGCUCAGUGAUGCGGAACUAAGUGAGACCCGGUUUCGGAGGCUGUCACCGUUCUAAGAGAACUUUUCAUCCAUUGGCAUGCAGUAUUUUAGACCUGAGAGCAGAGGAGUGGAGUGAAAAACCACCACAGAAUUGACACGUUGUGAACACACGUCAGUCUCAGGAGGCCUCCUGCGGACCGGAAGGAGAGUGUUAGUCUUCCUUACAUUCCCUCAUCCGAGGACUAAAAGUGACGUGGCCCGUUGAGCUCCCUAGGGAUCCUGGAAGGUAGAGGUCUGAGAAUUAAGUGAAAAAUUUUUUGAAAAAAAGAACAAAAAACAAGUUUUCAAAUAAGUUUAAUGAAUAAAAUAUAUACUGGAAUAUCACAUAAAAAAUUAACUUACACUUCAAAGAUUGUGCAGUUGACAACUCCCUCUCCCCCCACCCAGGCCAAAGAAAGAUAAAAAGGGGGGAAAAAAGCUGAAACAUUGAUUUGUUUUGCCUGGGAAGAAUAAGAUUAUAAGCUAGUACAUCAGAAUCUUGACCUUAAACAGUAAUUGUGAUGCCAUUAACAACAUCUUCAUGAAGGGUGGGCCGCCUUCACCCCGGUGCUUGGGACAGGAAUGCACUUCUCUCUCCUGCACCGGAGCGCCCCUUUGCGCCCUGAGUGCCUCUGUCCCCUCUGACUCCCCACACGUAAGGACCGGUUUCUCAAAGGCUGCUUUUAAAAAGCACAUGUCAAACUGGCAUCA